Molecule: messenger RNA, 1089 nt
Organism: Fulmarus glacialis (Northern fulmar)
Lineage: Eukaryota; Metazoa; Chordata; Aves; Procellariiformes; Procellariidae
Product: E3 ubiquitin-protein ligase NEDD4-like
Exons: 9
Molecular function (GO): protein binding
Source: RefSeq, a predicted model, not a curated record
AUGUCAGUGAAUGUGAUGGCUGGCUGGUGUUACCAGAAGUUGGCUUCUGAUAAAGUAGUCAGAUUUGUGAAAUCUGGAGAGGAUGUUAAUAAGGCAUCUCGGUAUUUGGAGAGGCUGGAAACAGACAGGGUAUUUGCUGUUGAAACAGCUCCCUGCGAAGGCAGCAUUGGCAGUUUCCUGGGUUACUACCCCCAGCCUCCCUCCCUGAGCGCGUGGCAGGGCUGUGGGGCUGCUUGCAGUGCGUCCGUGUUUCCCUGUUCCUCUCCUGCCCGCGCCACAGCCUGGGAGCCGGGCAGACGCCACCCAGGCUCCUUCGGCAGAGCUUUCCGCUCGGCCUCCCCACGGCAGCGCAGGGAUCUCUGGUCUCGCUCCUCCGGCCCAUACCAGCCUCCUCUGACUAGAGACGACUUCCUGGGUCAAGUGGAUGUGCCACUUAGUCACCUUCCGACUGAAGACCCAACCAUGGAAAGGCCAUACACAUUUAAGGAUUUCCUUCUCAGACCAAGAAGCCACAAAUCUCGUGUAAAGGGUUUCUUGAGGCUGAAGAUGGCUUAUAUGCCUAAAAACGGUGGCCAAGAGGAAGAAAACAAUGAUCAAAGGGAUGAAUCUGAGCAUGGAUGGGAUGUGGUUGAUUCCAGUGACUCCGCAUCUCAACGUCAGGAGGAGUUACCACCUCCUCCGCUGCCUCCGGGAUGGGAAGAAAAGGUGGACAACCUGGGGCGGACUUACUAUGUCAACCAUAACAACAGGACUACUCAGUGGCAUCGACCAAGUUUAAUUGAUGUGGGAUCUGAUUCAGAUAACAAUAUCAGACAAAUAAACCAAGAAGCAGCCCAUAGACGGUUCCGCUCUCGGAGACACAUUAGUGAGGAUUUGGAACCAGAACCUGUGGAGAGUGGAGACAUUCCUGAGCCUUGGGAAACCAUUUCAGAGGAGGCAAGUGCAAGUGGAGAUUCCUUAAGCUUGUCAUUGCCACCUCCUCCUGCAUCUCCAGUAUCCCGAACCAGUCCUCAGGAGCUAUCUGAGGAACUGAGCAGAAGACUUCAGGUCACUCCUGAUUCCAAUGGGGAACAACUCAGUUCUUUGAUU